AUGGAGAACAACACCAGUCUCGGAAUACACUGGCUUUACUUCUUGUGUAUCCUAUUUUUUUCGGGUUAUCCUGUAUGUUGCCAAGGGAGCUGGAUGUGGCUGGGCAUUACGUCCGUGGGAGUACCAGAGAAGAUGGGUUGCGCAAAUCUGCCGCUAACGAAUAAACAGAAAGAUCUGUGUAAAAGAAAGCCCUAUUUGAUGCCAAGCAUCAAAGACGGCGCGCGCCUGGGUAUCGCCGAAUGCCAGACGCAGUUCAAACACGAGCGGUGGAACUGCACGACGAACCGAGAACCCUCUGUGUUCGGUUACGAGCUGACCAGUGGAACUAAAGAGACAGCGUUUAUCUAUGCAGUGAUGGCUGCGGGGCUGGUUCAUGCAGUGACCCGUGCGUGCAGUGCAGGCAACUUGACAGAAUGUUCGUGUGAUACCAGCCUACAGGGCACUGGUUCGCCUGCCGAAGGCUGGCACUGGGGUGGCUGCUCCGACCAUAUUCAGUAUGGCACCUGGCUCAGCCGUCGCUUCAUCGACAGCAGCGUAAAGAACGUCUCUGCCCGAGGGGGAGAUGCUCUUCUCACCAUGAACCAACAUAACAGUGAGGCUGGCCGCCAGGCCAUUGCCAACACCAUGUCCACAGACUGCCGUUGCCAUGGCGUUUCAGGCUCAUGCGCAGUGAAGACAUGCUGGAGGACCAUGGCGGCGUUCGAACGUGUGGGAGAUUAUCUCAAGGAGCGUUAUGAAACCAGCGUGCAGGUCCUGGACCGCACAAAGAGGAAAGUACGGCGUAAGGAAAAGGACCAGCGACGUGUGCCCAUAGGCAAAGAGGAGCUCAUUUUCCUCAACAAGUCGCCCAAUUACUGUCUAGAAGACAAGCGACUGGGCGUGGCCGGGACACGAGGCCGACGGUGCAACCGAACUUCAGCUGGGCCAGACGGCUGCAACCUGCUGUGCUGUGGGCGGGGCUACAACACACACGUGGUGCGUCACGUUGAGCGCUGCGAGUGUAAAUUUGUUUGGUGCUGCUAUGUACGCUGUCGACGCUGUGAAACCAUGAACGACAUGCACACUUGCAAAUAA
Molecule: messenger RNA, 1074 nt
Organism: Chanos chanos (milkfish)
Lineage: Eukaryota; Metazoa; Chordata; Actinopteri; Gonorynchiformes; Chanidae
Gene: wnt16
Product: wingless-type MMTV integration site family, member 16
Exons: 4
Coding region: 1-1074 (357 amino acids)
Biological process (GO): multicellular organism development; canonical Wnt signaling pathway; neuron differentiation
Cellular component (GO): extracellular region
Molecular function (GO): cytokine activity; frizzled binding
Source: RefSeq, a predicted model, not a curated record